Molecule: messenger RNA, 1601 nt
Organism: Aspergillus melleus
Lineage: Eukaryota; Fungi; Ascomycota; Eurotiomycetes; Eurotiales; Aspergillaceae
Product: NAD(P)/FAD-dependent oxidoreductase
Exons: 2
Coding region: 136-1428 (430 amino acids)
Molecular function (GO): L-pipecolate oxidase activity; sarcosine oxidase activity; proline dehydrogenase activity
Source: RefSeq, a predicted model, not a curated record
CUUUAACUUGGGAGGAUUUAUCUAUCGUCAAUUAAAUACUCCGUGCAGCGGGAUAUGGUCGAAUCGGUCAAGUGUCUGUCUUUUUUCUCAGGUCAACACCAGUGACGAACAUUUUCCACAUUACCUCUUGUCAGAAUGGCAUCGAAUACUCCCCACGCGAGACCGACACAAAGAUCCGACAAGAUUAUCAUUAUCGGCGGCGGAUUAUUUGGAUUGACGACUGCCUUGGAGCUGCGUAAACGAGGAUAUGAGCAUAUCACUGUCUUGGACCGGACACUUCCACCGGCUCCAGACGCCUCGAGCCAUGAUACAUCACGGCUCAUCCGUCCGGAUUACGCGGAUCCAUUCUACUCCAAGAUCGCAUACGAGGCAAUGGAAAAAUGGGAGGCUGAAUGGAGCCAGUAUUUCAACAAGAGUGGCUUGGCCAUUGUAGCCCAUUCGGAAUCCCAUCCCUACAUCGACGGAUGUAAGAACACAUUGACUCAGCUCGGAAAGGACUUCAACGCAUUCAACAAUUCCUACGACGUACGGAGACAUUUCCCUGACUUCUCCGGUGGCUCCAUCUGCGGCUAUGAGAACAAAGACGCAGGCUGGGUCGAUGCGGCAGCCGUGAUGAAGGAUUUGGCGUACAAGUGCAUUUCAGCAGGGGUGUCCUUCAUCACAGGACCCAAGGGAACCGUGUCUUCGCUCGUCGUGACCGAUGGCCAGGUCACCAGCGUCAGAGAUAUCACCGGGGGAUACCUGGCUUGUGACAGAGCCAUCCUGGCGACGGGGUCAUGGACAAAUUAUCUUCUUGACUUACAAGGCUCCGCCGUCUCUGCAUGUCAGCCUGUCGGAUAUAUCCAGUUAUCCCCGGAAGAGGCGAAGGAGGUGGCUACUUUGCCGGUGGUUCUAGAUUUUACUUCCGGGUUCUUGGUCUUUCCACCCACAGCAGACCAUGUGCUGAAGGUUAUGCGUCACGGCUAUGGUUAUGAGACGUCUUAUGCCAUCUCUGCUCAUGGCACGCACGGAGGCAGUAUUUCUGGACCGAGGCUUAUCCCGCGCCUCAUGAAGGGGCAGUACAUCCCCCCGGAGGCGGAUGAGGCUUUACGCGCAGGCUUAGAGCGAUAUCUCCCUCAGUUCAAGGACCGACCGUGGGCUAAGAAGUCUCUUUGCUGGUAUACCGACACCGUUGAUGGCAACUUUAUCAUUGGACAUCAUCCGAGGAUAUCGAAUUUGUUCCUAGCAACUGGCGGAAGUGGACAUGCCUUUAAAUUUCUCCCAGUGCUGGGAAAGUACGUUGUCGAUGGCCUUGAGAAUGCUCUACCUGACGCUCAACGCCAACGGUGGGCCUUCAAGCCGUCAGACAAACCGAUGUCCAAAGGAGACGGGAGUAGGGCUGGUCCGCCAAGGCGUGUUUUGACUGCUAGUGAGCAGGCAAGGCUCUAGGGGUGAUGAGAUGGACUCGUUCGAGAUAAACUUGAAAGCCUAGAAAUUAGCAUGCGAUACGAACAAUCAGAACUGUAUUUCCUUGAUUAGACUAAGAUUUUGCUGUUUGCCACAAGGUCUUACUGCAAAGAAAUGGCUAUUGCCUUUUCUCAUGUGACACGUCUCGAGGUUAA